Messenger RNA from Frankliniella occidentalis (western flower thrips), 923 nucleotides. RefSeq lists its product as uncharacterized. The coding region runs from base 128 to 799 and encodes 223 amino acids. The transcript has 3 exons. The record is from RefSeq and is a predicted model, not a curated record. Gene Ontology annotation, biological process: positive regulation of DNA-templated transcription; double-strand break repair via homologous recombination. Lineage: Eukaryota; Metazoa; Arthropoda; Insecta; Thysanoptera; Thripidae. Gene Ontology annotation, cellular component: Swi5-Sfr1 complex.
CCGCAAGCGCAAGCUUCGUAUCUUCCCUCCUCCUCAAGUUCGCACUUGAAACUACAUUCAAAUAACUGCGGGAAAUCUGAACAACCGGUGCGUAGGGUGGUGCCUUGAGGUUAGUUUCGUCGUUCUGAUGGAGCAAGGCACGUCGAAAACACCUUGCCGAAGAAUUGGCUUGAGAAGAAUUACCAGUGCGUCCAAAUCAGACCCAUCAGCCAAGUCGACAGAAUGCAAGCGCCAGGCUGAGACACCCAAAUCAAAUGUGGGUUUGUUCCUCAUGAGUAACACCGGCAAGAUAGCAAAAGAUGUUCCUUCUCCUAUAUCUAGUGAAUCACCUGUCAUGCAAACAGACAACGAAUCUGCUCUGAAAGUUGAAAAUACACCGCAGACUGGCAGAAAAGGGGAUUCAAAAUUUCCCUAUCCUUUCAGUUCUCCUUGCAGUUCCCGUUCUGACACAAGUAAAGACAACAGUUAUUGUCAAGAAAGCAAUGCAAAGAAACUUAAACUAGAUUUGCCUGAAACUGUAACUGUUGAAGAGUUGCACACUCUACAAAGAAAAGUUGGAUUAAAGGAAAGACGACUCAAAGAAUUACGUCAAGCUGGAAUUAUUUGUCGAAAGCACAACCCAGACGACCUCCGAAGAGACAUUAAAGUCUGGCUUCAGGCUUGUCAAGCAGCGCUUCAGGAAUUACUCAGUGAAUUCCAAAGGAGAGGAGGUAACAUGGAUAUGACUAAAUUGUUGAGCGAGCUUGGUAUUCCUUCAACACUGGUUCAUUUUGAUCCUGAGAGUGGUGACUUUGAGUAGCUUGAGUUAAGUCAAUACUGUUUACUGCUAUUAUUCCAAUCCUUUCUUCUAAUCAAUGAAUUUUCAACUUUCUCAUUUAAGUCUUUUAACAUUUGGUAGUAAAAAUCAAGUAGAAUAACAAGCA